Molecule: messenger RNA, 1947 nt
Organism: Dictyostelium purpureum
Lineage: Eukaryota; Evosea; Eumycetozoa; Dictyosteliales; Dictyosteliaceae
Exons: 1
Biological process (GO): DNA repair; Okazaki fragment processing involved in mitotic DNA replication; DNA biosynthetic process
Cellular component (GO): nucleus; mitochondrion
Molecular function (GO): DNA binding; ATP binding; DNA ligase (ATP) activity
Source: RefSeq, a predicted model, not a curated record
UAUCAUCCAAUUGAUGACGCUAUGUGGAAAAAAGGUGAUUCAUUGCCAUAUAUGGCGUUGGCUAAAACAUUUGAAACCAUUGAAUCCUAUUCAAGUAGACUGGUUAUUAUUGAACACUUAACAAAUCUUUUUAGAUCAAUUAUGUUACUCUCUCCAAAAGAUUUAGUAAUGACAAUUUAUUUAUCAAUUAACAAGAUUGGUCCAUCAUAUGAAGCUAAAGAAUUGGGUAUUGGUGAUCAUAUUUUAAUUAAAUCUGUUGCAGAGUCUACAGGUCGUACAGUGGAUGCCAUCAAACAAGAAUUGGUAGAAGUUGGUGAUUUAGGUAUUAUUGCACAAAAUGCUAGAAUGACACAACCAUUAAUGUUUUCCCCUCCACCUCUUACCAUCGCAUCAGUAUUUAAAACAUUCCAACAAAUUGCAGAUACAUCUGGUACCGGUACUGGUAGUCAAAAAAAGAAAAUGGAUCAAAUUAAAAAACUUUUAAUUGCAUGUAAAGAUUGCGAAUCAUUGUACAUCAUUCGUUCGCUUCAAGGUAAACUUAGAAUUGGUUUAGCAGAGCGUUCCGUAUUAAUGGCAUUGGCCAAAGCUGUUUUAGUUACUCCUCCAUCAACUGAAUUCCCACCAAAAGUUAUAGACAUUAGAAAAAAUAUGAGACCAGAAGAAUUUGAAGAGAAAUAUUCAAAUACUGUCGCCAAAGUUACUCGUGCCUACAGUCAAUUACCAAAUUACGAUUUAUUUGUGCCACAUUUAUGUGAAAAAGACGGUAUCGAUAAUAUAUUAAAAACCUGUUCACUCAAUGUCGGUAUUCCAGUUAAACCAAUGUUAGCCCAGCCAACUACAGGUAUUACUCAAAUGCUCGAUCGUUUUACUGAUAUGGAAUUUACUUGUGAAUUCAAAUAUGAUGGUGAAAGAGCCCAAAUUCAUUAUUUAGAAGAUGGAUCAGUACAUAUCUACACAAGAAAUCUUGAAGAUUACACCGGCAAAUAUCCAGAUAUCGCUGCAAAUGUAAAGAAAUUUAUUGGUCCAAAUGUAAAAUCAUUCAUUUUGGAUUGCGAAGCCGUUGCAUUUGAUAAAGCCACUAAAAAGAUUCUUUCUUUCCAAGUUCUCUCAACUAGAGCUAGAAAGAGUGUACAAUUAGAUCAAAUUAAAGUACCAGUUUGUGUGUUUGCCUUCGACUUACUUUUCCUCAAUGGUAAAAAUCUCAUCAACGAACCAUUCUAUAAACGUCGUGAAGUUAUGGUAGAAAACUUUGUACCAUCCGAUGGUGUGUUUUCAUUUGCCAAAUAUGCCAAUAUUUCUGAUGUCAAUGAUAUUCAAUCAUAUCUUGAAGAAGCUGUAGAAGGUAAUUGUGAAGGUCUUAUGGUUAAAACACUCAAAGAGAAAUCAAUUUACGAACCAUCCCGUCGUUCAUAUAACUGGCUUAAAAUCAAAAAAGAUUACAUGCAAGGUAUGACCGAUAGUUUAGAUUUAGUUCCAAUUGGAGCAUGGUAUGGUAAAGGUAAAAGAACAGGUACAUAUGGGGCAUAUUUAUUAGCAUGUUACGAUGAAGACAAUGAAGAAUUCCAAACACUUUGUAAAAUUGGUACAGGUUUUAGCGAUAAAGAUUUAUCUUCAUUUACAGAGCAAUUAAAGCCACAUGUUAUUAAUCAACCAAGAAAUAUGUUCCGUAUAUCUGACUCUAUUAAACCAGAUGUUUGGUUAUCACCAUCACAAGUUUGGGAAGUUUUAGCUGCUGAUCUUUCAAUUUCCCCAGUUCACACUGCUGCAUAUGGCAAUUUAGAAUCAAACAAAGGUAUAGCUCUUCGUUUCCCACGUUUCAUUAGAACUAGAGAAGAUAAAUCACCUGAAGAUGCAACAUCAUCUGAACAAGUUGUUUUAAUGUAUCAAAAUCAAAAAAUCAAUAAUCAUAAUUCAGAAUCAAAACCACAAAAAGAUGAAGAUUAUUAA